Molecule: messenger RNA, 438 nt
Organism: Cylicostephanus goldi
Lineage: Eukaryota; Metazoa; Nematoda; Chromadorea; Rhabditida; Strongylidae
Source: the annotation of a GenBank genome assembly
AUGAUAAGCAUGUUCCAGGGUUCCAAGGACAAACAAGUUUGGGAGGUACUUGUUGCGCAUACUGACGAUACCAGCCUUGGCGAUCCUGGUUCGACCGCUACAUGGCCGAUUGAGGAUGAUCGCACGAAAGGGCCUUUCCGAUACUUACGCAUCGCUCAAAAUGGCAAGAACUCGUCGGGACAAACUUAUUACUUGAGUAUUUCUGGAUUUGAAGUAUAUGGAGAAAUUGUUGAUGUAGUCAUCGAUGGAUUUGCCCCACACAAAGACGAGAGGGGUGGCUGUGCUUUCAGUAAAUCCAAAAUUCCUCUUCCAUCGUCUUCAAGGAAGGAUUACAAUAGGGAUGAGAAGGUCGAAUCGUUGAUGCCGCAAGGAGCGAACAACAAUAAACUGAGAGCUGGCCUUACAGCUGACAUGGUUUCCAUGAUGCAUACAAGAUCU